GAUUGUUCAGAGCUGGCGACGCACCUGCGGGAGGGUCCAGGUGAGAGGGGAAUUGGGACACAAGGCAAGUGGACGGACCAAAAGGGGUUUUUCCCAGAGCGUCGGUAGAAGCAGCAACAGCACCACAGGUGAACUGCAAGGAUCUUAUCUGAAAAUGGAAUUUGAUAAUAUAAAGUCCUCAGCCGCACUCAUUUAUGAUGAGUUCAUCCAAAAUGCAGACUCGCGGACGGGGAACUGGUUCCUUAUGUCGUCUCCGCUCCCCCAAACGAUCAUCAUUGCAGCGUACAUUUACUUUGUCACAUCGCUGGGGCCUCGGAUAAUGGAGAACCGCAAAGCCUUUGACCUCAAAGGAGUUCUCAUUGUCUACAACUUCAGUGUGGUUGCGCUCUCUCUCUACAUGUGCUACGAGUUUGUGAUGUCAGGAUGGGGCACAGGAUACUCUUUUCACUGUGACCUGGUUGACUACUCUGAUUCCCCACAGGCCAUGAGGAUGGCAGCAACGUGCUGGCUUUACUACUUCUCAAAGUUCAUUGAGAUGCUGGACACAAUCUUCUUUGUCCUGAGGAAGAAGAACAGCCAGGUGACGUUUCUUCAUGUAUACCACCACUCCAUCAUGCCCUUCACCUGGUGGUUUGGCGUUCGUUUUGCUCCAGGUGGUCUAGGGACAUUCCACGCCCUGCUUAACUGCGUCGUCCAUGUUAUCAUGUACUCGUACUACGGCAUGACUGCCAUGGGCCCCAGCUACCAGAAGUACCUGUGGUGGAAGAAAUACCUCACUACCAUUCAGCUGAUCCAGUUUGUUAUGGUGACCAGCCACAUCUCCCAGUAUUUCUUCAUGAAGGACUGUCCCUACCAGUUCCCCAUCUUUGUCUACAUCAUCGGCCUGUAUGGCCUGAUUUUCCUGUUCCUCUUCCUCAACUUCUGGUACCACGCCUACACCAAGGGCAAGAGGCUGCCUAAAGUGCUGCAGGCUCAGACAUGGGCACACCACACCAACGGAGUUAUGAAUGGAAACGCCAGUCAUGAGAAAGAUGAGUGACGCACGACUUGGCUGGUCAGGGGGUUUUGGGGUUGACCUCAUUUACGUAAGCAAACCACUUUGGUAGUUGAGAUUCAAGCCCAAGUUGUUUAGUGUCUGUUUUGUGUGGGUUUUUUUUUUUUUUUUUUUUUUUUUUUUAAAAGGCUUUUCUACUUGCGAUCGCAAAAGACAAUCUUUAAAUUAUGACCAAAGCUAUAUUUAAGACAUAAGCUGAGGGGUUUAAUUUUAUUGUUUACACUGAAGGGUAAAGCCUGAAGUUUAAAAAAAAAAAAAACAACCCCCCCCCAAAAAAAAAA
Messenger RNA from Xiphias gladius (swordfish), 1335 nucleotides. It is a transcript of the gene elovl7a, whose product is annotated as ELOVL fatty acid elongase 7a. Gene Ontology annotation, biological process: fatty acid elongation, polyunsaturated fatty acid; fatty acid elongation, monounsaturated fatty acid; sphingolipid biosynthetic process. Gene Ontology annotation, molecular function: fatty acid elongase activity. Gene Ontology annotation, cellular component: endoplasmic reticulum; endoplasmic reticulum membrane. NCBI's taxonomy places the organism in Eukaryota, Metazoa, Chordata, Actinopteri, Istiophoriformes, Xiphiidae. The coding region runs from base 155 to 1039 and encodes 294 amino acids. The record is from RefSeq and is a predicted model, not a curated record. The transcript is spliced from 8 exons.